Molecule: messenger RNA, 958 nt
Organism: Rhincodon typus (whale shark)
Lineage: Eukaryota; Metazoa; Chordata; Chondrichthyes; Orectolobiformes; Rhincodontidae
Product: alpha/beta hydrolase domain-containing protein 17C-like
Exons: 1
Coding region: 253-915 (220 amino acids)
Biological process (GO): protein depalmitoylation
Cellular component (GO): plasma membrane; endosome membrane
Molecular function (GO): palmitoyl-(protein) hydrolase activity
Source: RefSeq, a predicted model, not a curated record
CAGAACGGGAGCCUUGUCUCACGAUAAAAAGCCCCGGCCAUUUCACCUGAGCACCGUCCCCAUUCAUCCCAGCAACGAACCGCUGACUGAACCACGCCCCCUUUCGCGCCCCACCCACCCACCGGCUUCGCCUAGACUCCGCCCACUCUGGUGCCGUCACGCCUCCACACCUCCGGCUUGUUUCCGGAAUCUACAUCCUCCACCUUGGCCCCGCCCAUCCCGCUCGCGCCGGUUUCCUGGCAACCGUCUCCCAUGCCGACCGCGGCCGGGGAGCAGGGAGAUGAGGAGCAUUCCUCGUCCUCCUCCUCCUCUCCCAACCCCACCCCUUCCCCUUCCCCCAGGAUGAAUGGCUUCUCGCUCGGUGAGCUGUGUUGGCUCUUCUGCUGCCCGCCUUGCCCGAGCCGGAUCGCGGCCAAGUUGGCCUUCCUGCCGCCCGAGCCCACCUACACGGUGCUGACGGAAGAGUCGAGCAGCUUGUGCAGCCUGCACCUGUCGGAGCGUGCCGACUGGCAGUUCUCGGAGCGGGAGCUGGAGCUGCUCGAGGUGUUCUUCGUGCGCAGCGGGCGCGGCAACCGCCUGGCCUGCAUGUUCGCCCGCUGCGUGCCCGACAGCCGCUAUACGCUGCUCUUCUCCCAUGGCAACGCUGUGGACCUGGGCCAGAUGUGCAGCUUCUACAUCGGCCUUGGCAACCGCAUUAAGUGCAACAUCUUCUCAUAUGACUACUCGGGUUACGGGGCCAGCAACGGGAAACCUUCCGAGAGAAACCUUUACUCGGACAUUGAGGCGGCGUGGACAGCCCUCAGGACAAGGUCAGUGGAGCAGGGUCAGUACUGGAGGGUCCAACCUCCACCGACUGCAGUGUGCCACUCAAGAGACUGCGUCUCUGAAUUCUUAUCAUAUGCCCAGUGGGUUUAAGGAGACCUAAAUUCCAGCAGAUAAUAUUGAUUAGUUCAGUGUA